AGUCACUCUAUUGGCUCUCAAAUCACCCACUGCGAUCGAUUGAUCUCUCAAACUGCAGAUUUUUUCUUUUUUGCUGUCUUCCCACCAGAAGUACACUUGACACAAAUUUGAUGGCUAAUCGAGCUGAGCACAGCCCCAACGAGCACGGGAUGGAGAGUGGUAGCGUGGGGCAUGUUUAUACCCUGGACGAAGCGCUUUCUGUGGUAGGGUUUGGGAAAUUCCAAGUUUUCGUGCUGUUGUACGCGGCACUAGGGUUGAUCUCCGAAUCAAUGGAAUUGAUGAUAUUGUCGUUCAUAGGACCUUCUGUUAAAGAUGAGUGGGAGAUUUCAUCAGCGCAGGAAAGCUUGAUAAGCACCGCGGUGUUCGCCGGAAUGCUCGUCGGAGCUUAUUUCUGGGGCGUCUUGUCGGAUAGCUAUGGAAGAAGGAUUAGCCUUCUUGGUGUUGCUGCAUUAACUGCCAUAGCUGCGUUUCUUUCUUCCUUCUCCCCGAAUUAUGUUUCUCUGGUGCUAACCCGCAUGGUAGUCGGCAUCGGUCUAGGCGGUGGACAUGUGUAUUCAUCAUGGUUUCUUGAGUUUGUACCUGUUCAUAACCGUGGCAUUUGGAUGUCCAUCAAAACUACGGGAACAACACUGGGGACAGUUCUUGAGGCCUUAUUGGUGUGGCUUGUUUUGCCACGAAUGGGAUGGAGGUGGCUACUUGCAAUAUCAUCGGUUCCCUGUUUUGCAGCAUUUGGAUUAUACUUUCUCACAGUAGAGUCUCCACGAUAUCUCUAUGCCAACAGCAAGAUCGCUGAUGUACAUAACAUUUUGAAGAGAGUGGCUGUAGUAAACAAAAGGGAACUUCCUCCGGGGAAUUUGAUUUCUGAUUGCAUCACUGAGUUGGAUGAGGAAUCUAAUUCAACAGCAGACGACGCCCCUUUACUAUCCAGCAAAAAGAAGGAAACUUCUGUUCUGCUACCGGGCUUGCAAUCCUUGUUCUCCCUUCUUUCACCAAGUACAUUACGAGCGACCCUUCUGAUUUGGGUAAUCUACUCUGCCAAUGCAUUUCUGUACUAUGGAGUUGUGUUGUUGACCUCCGAGUUAAGUAGCGGAGAAAGCCAAUGCGCGACAAGUGGAUCUCAUUCUUACGAUGAGACAAAUUCUAGCCUUUAUGAAAAUGUAUUUGUUGUUAGUCUUGCAGAGCUCCCUGGGGUUGUUUUAGCUGCAAUUUUUGUCGACAAAAUUGGCCGUAGAAACUCCAUGUUACUCAUGUAUCUGUGCAGCUUCAUACUUGUGUUACCGCUCAUGUUCUAUCCAAAUGAAGUUUUGAAAGUUUGUCUGUUGUUCGGAGCUCGUAUGUUUAUCAUCGGGGGCUAUACUUUGGCUGGCAUUUACUGCCCGGAGAUAUAUCCGACAAGUAUUAGGAGCACGGGAGCGGGUGUUGCCACUGCAGUCGCUAGAAUUUCGAGCAUGAUUAGUCCGUUUGUCUCUGUGGGAUUGGUUUCGAGCUGCCACCAAGCGGUUGCAGUAGGUAUAUUUGAGUUUGUAAUAAUAUUUUCUGCAACUUGUGUCUUUUUCUUUGCAGUUGAAACCAAAGGAAAAGAGCUAAACGACAAUGUUUCCACGAACAAUUAGAGCUGGCAUGGCCUCCGAGAUAUCGAUUACCUGGAGGUUAGUUAUUCAUGUUAAUUUGUAAUUGUAAAAUAUGACAUAAAUUACUGCUUAUUAUGUACAAUAAUCGAAGCAUAUCUCGUAGGGGUAUUAUAGUUUUGGUUUGAAAAUUACGCUGUUGCUACCUUAGUUUAGUCCUUUUUCCGUCUACCAAAUGUAUGCAUAUUUGAAUUGUAACUAGUUUUAAUAAAUGUGUAAUUAUAUGAGUUGAUUAUGACAUAAAACAACAAUAUUGUGAGAA
Messenger RNA from Andrographis paniculata, 1890 nucleotides. Its product is annotated as organic cation/carnitine transporter 7-like. The coding region runs from base 111 to 1613 and encodes 500 amino acids. The record is from RefSeq and is a predicted model, not a curated record. NCBI's taxonomy places the organism in Eukaryota, Viridiplantae, Streptophyta, Magnoliopsida, Lamiales, Acanthaceae. Gene Ontology annotation, cellular component: membrane. Gene Ontology annotation, molecular function: transmembrane transporter activity. The transcript is spliced from 6 exons. Gene Ontology annotation, biological process: transmembrane transport.